UUAAUCUAGAUACGGAACACACACCUAUGAAGAAAUAUGAUCUCAUGAAUUCCAUCAAUGCAAGAGGAACAUAUCUUUGCUCCAGAGUUUGCCUUCCACAUCUCAGAAAAGGAACCAAUCCUCAUAUCUUAAAUCUCAGUCCACCUUUGACCUUUGAACCCAAAUGGUUCAGAGGUCAUGUAGCCUAUUCAAUAGCCAAGUAUGGAAUGUCUUUAUGUGUACUGGGAAUGGCAGAUGAAUUCAAACCUUAUGGCGUUGCAGUCAACGCACUCUGGCCAAGAACAGCCAUCUGGACUGCUGCCAUGGAGAUGAUCGGAGGCGAGGCGGAAUCUACGAUGAGGAGCUGCAGAACAGCCGAUAUCAUCAGCGAUGCUGCAUACGCUAUCUUCCUCAAAGACAGUUCAACCUUCACAGGGAACUACUGCAUCGACGAUGAGAUUAUGAGGUCCGAAGGCAUCACCGACUUGGGACAGUACUCUUGCGUGAAGGGUUCUCCUCUCCUCCUUGACUUCUUUGUGGGCCCCGAUCCCAAAGCCAAACCAGGGGAAUUCGUUGAAUCUUACCCAGAUGAAAUGGCUGGAGGAGGAGCAGGUGGAGCUGAAGCAGGAGCCGGUGGAGCUGCAGGUGGAGCCGUAGCAGCCAUGUUUGAUAAGAUGGGAGGCAUGCUGAGUGAUAGUCAUGUCCAGAAGAUUGGUGCAGUCUUCCAGUUUGAGCUCUCAGGCAAAGAACCUGGAACGUGGUACCUUGAUCUCAAGAAUGGCUCAGGGUCAGCAGGCUCCGGAGCGCCCUCUAGUGAUGCUGAUGCUACCUUGUCAUUAGACAGCGAUGACUUCAUCAAGAUGUUUGAAGGCAAGAUAAAAGCUACGGUGGCCUUCAUGGGUGGUAAACUCAAGAUCAAAGGAGACAUGAUGAAAGCUAUGAAGCUGGAAAAACUCAUGGAGGAGUUCAACAAGCUUGCAUCGGCAGAGGCGCCCAAGGCUGAGCCUGCAGCAGCAUCGGGAAACAGCGGAGGGCAGAUAGAAGUGAUGUUCACAAGGAUACGAGAGCUCCUUAGCGAAGAGAUGGUCGAGAAGAUCAGAGCCGUCUACCAAUUUGAUGUUUCAGGUGACGAGGCAGGGUCGUGGACCCUGGAUCUCAAGAACGGUUCCGGAUCCGCCCAGGCCGGUGCCGCCGAGAACCCAGACGUGACCAUGAUCAUGGACACCGCCCUCUUUGUCAAGAUGUUCCAGGGUAAGACGAACCCGACCAUGGCCUUCAUGGGCGGCAAGCUGAAGAUCAAGGGAGACCUCGGGAAAGCCAUGAAGCUGGAGGGUAUCAUGAAGAAGAUGCAAUCAAAGCUGUAGAACUAAUUUGAAUGUAUUCAUAUGGACUUAUUUUAUUGUGAGGUUAUAUAAACCCACAAUUAUAAUGCCACGGUAUAAAAUGCCUAACCAGGGCAGUGUCAUUUAAAAUUACAAUUGACAUUACAAUUUAUUGUUAGAGUAAUUAUAUGAGAACCUUAUACAGCAAGGUGAUUACAAUGGGUUGGAAAUAAGCCUUGCCAGGCCUCUGCAUCAUAAAAAGCACAUACAGGUGUAUUAUUAUUUUUUGUUGUAUUUGUUUUUGUUAUGUGAAAACAGUGUAAUGAAAUAUUUUAAUUCAUUUUAAAUUUUGUUACAGGGUUAAAAUACAAUCCUUUUGUGUUAUUUCUUUUAGCAAAGUUAUCAACAUGGUAUUUAAAUCAAAAUACAGGUGAAUUUGAAUAGUAGGAUUUCAUGAGACCACAAAUGUUGUUUUGAUUAAGCCAAAUCACAGUUAGAAGAUGCACAUAUGUGCCUUGACAUUUAUUUUCUAAUUUUUAAACAAAUUUUCGGCAUUACUCCUUUUUGUUUAAGAUCGCUAUGCUCGAUCUGUAUUGAAAUUCAUUAGUAAGAAAAAAUUGAAACCAGUGGGAUUCAAACUGCCAUCUACUGCUUUCUGGGCAGGGAGACUUAACUACCAGGCCAUUCUGGUUCACGGCUAAGCCACGAUGAACUGGAAUUCAAAUACCCUCGAUCCCCUUCUUUCUGACUCAUUAGCACGCAAAUGCCGUCCGCCGUGGACAAAAGAUAGUAAAUAAAGAGGUUUUAAAAUUAGGAAAUUAUAAUUUGUUAACAAAUGCCGAAAAUUUGUUAACAAGUUAAUUAUAAUUUCCUCCUGUUAAAGCCUCUUUAUUUUUCUUAUUGAAGAUUGACUCUUGCAGACUUUAAUUGUUUUUAUUUGAAAACUGCAACAAUUCUCCAUUUUUUUUUCUAUACAAGUGUCUUGACUAUGAAAUAGACUGACACCAUGUUGCUGCCAAAGGUUUGUCUGUAUUAUCCUGUGUCAAAUUAUCCUUAAUUUCAGAGUUAAUCUCAGUUUUUAUUGUUGUAUGAUUUUUUAAUUAAAAAAAAAUUGAAGUCAUGUAUAUUAUUCUCAACUAUUGCUGUGAAAUUCUAUACAUUCUAAAACCCCUACAAGGAUUUUCAAUAAAGGGUACAGGGUAUAUUUGAAGAGAUAAAACUGACUUGAAACAAUACUUCUACUUUUAAUGAUUGAAUGUAGCAUGUACAUAGUAUAAGUUACCAACAUUUGAAAUAGAAUCAGGGGGAGCAUUAAUCAACUGUCUGGUCAGUGGUUUGUACUAUCAAAUAAAGCUCUCAACCAUUUACAUCCAAACCUCAUCUUUCCUAAACUGGUUUUCCCUUAAACCAGUUCAGGAAACCAGUUUAGAAGUUGGCUUCCCCCUAGAACUCACAUCCUGACAGACCUAAGCGGUUAAGAAAAAAACACUUCAGGUGAAGUCGUCUUAUUGCUUGUAGGCACACUCUCAGUGGAAAAGCUUUCACAAAAAAAAUAAAACCGCUACAAGCUGCUUGCAUUGCCCAGCAUACUAAAGUGUGAAAAUUUGUUACACUGCGGUAUGUCCUGGUAAAGAUUGCUUCUGUAGACCUGUUUAACGAGGCCAAGUUGCCUUGAAAACCUUAUCGCAUGGGCGGUUUCUGAGCACAGAAGACUUAUGACCACCGGCCACCACUAAUUUCAAGUGAAAAUGUGUUUUAAACACAACUCCUUGCAAAGAAGAAUUGCACUUGCGUUAAUUUCCAUCUUAAAUCUUGUAUUUAUUUGCAUAAUUUACAAUAAACAUUCCUAUAUUACUUUAUUUUCAAAGAUUUGCUAAUAUCAAUUUGUCAUUACAUGAUGUUCAUCCACUUUCGGCCUUAAGACCGCUAACUCGGCCCCAAAAAAACUUUGUAUAGCCAUGAAAUUGCGACCACCACUAAAAAGGGUCUAGCUAGAACACUGCUUCUGGUAAUCAUCUUCUUUUUCAUUGAACCAAAUGGUAAUUUUUAGGGGCCAUUUUGUAACUUGUGGGGUUUGUUUUAAUACAUUUUUGGCGACAACACUGUCCCUGAGUAUAUUUGUUUCAAACAAGAUUUAUUGAUAAAGGAAAAUAUACAUAUAUCAUUUUUAUUUUCUUCGUAGUAAUAUUUUUUGAAGGCAUUGUGUUUUCUUGUGCUGGAAGGGCAUUAUUUGUAGAUAACUUUGCACAUCCCUAAUAUAGUAUACCUAUGCAGCAAACCCUGUACAAGUAAAGUGUUUGAUAGCAAAGUCACAAUAUUAUACAGUGAAAAAUGCAGCGUCUAUCUUGGAGUUGGAAACAUCUUGCGCCUGUUGCAUAAAACAUUUUAAUGGUAAAUUUGCCAUCCAGUUUAACUUGAAAUCCUUGAUCCUGAUACACAAUUUCUACCAUUUCUACGGUACUUACCAAUUGAUGGAAAAGUUUACUGUGAUUGUAACUUUUCUACAACAUGGCUCUCAUCUUCACCAUUGCAUAGUCAGGAUGACGAUUCUUUGAAACAAAUGGUAACUACCAAUUCACCUUGAAUUAGGGCUCGGUUGCAAUUAAUAUUACACAAGUGGCCCAUUGCAGUAUAAAUAGUUGCAAUCAAACUCAAUUCCUAAAAUCAAUCCCAAAUUGAUUUCCAACCAGUCAGAAGGACAUAUUUGGGUUGCAAUUGAUUUGUUUAUUUGUGUUCCAAUGCAAUUUAUUCUGCAACUGGCCCGAAGAUCCUCACCUCGCCUUCUGGGGUAAGUUGAGCCACAAAAACUAUGUACAAAAUGUAUGCGGGAAAAACCAGCAUGUCAAUUUUUUAUUUAAGUCUUUUCACUUGCUAAUUCUCGAUAAAUACUAACAUCCUCUAAAAGUAAAAUAACUGUCAUGUGAAUUUGUUCCUUUCUGCCUGCAUAUCAAUGGUUUUUUAAGAUUUUUUUUUAUUAUUAUACAUUACCAUAAGAAUUACCAUGGCUCAACUUGCCCCAUGUUGGCUGGCUCAAAUUACCCCAGUCCGAACUUCAUGCGAUAUUUUCACAUCCACACAUUUCUUAUGCAUCCAUCAUGUAAAAGACUAUGACAAGAAUGAGAAUCCAUACCUGGACUAACAAUAUUGUUUUUAUUUCUUAAUUAUAUUUAAAGACGUGUGUGGGUAAAAAGCACCGAUCUAUUUCACACCCUUUUUUACUUUUUUGGCUGAAAUUUGUAUUUUCCCUCUAAAAAGUACUUUUUGUUUCAAAGUUGAAAACAAUGUGGUGGGGUUAAGGGUUAUGUAAUGGGUCAUCAAUUCAUGAUACCACCAUAAUGUCUGACUCAUUCAUUAUUGGCCUGGAGGUGGUGGCUCAACUUGCCCCUAUGCUCAACUUACCCCGCCUUCCCGUAAUGGUUGUAUAUGAUUAAUAUUAUGACUGAAUAUAUUAUUUGUAUCAUUAUGAAAAUACUAUGUACAUUAGGUUUAAACCAAAAGGAUUCAAUUAUAGAAUUAUUUGCAAUCAAAUCAUUUAGAAUAAUGAUUAAGAAUAAAGGAACUCUGUGUGUGUGAUUAUAUUGGUUGGUUGAACUUUAUGGAUGAUUGGUUGAUUUCAUGCUUGCACGGCACAAAUGUUUGAACUCUACUGAUGUAAAUGCAAUAAAUUGACUGAUUAGAAUUAA
This is a messenger RNA of Lytechinus pictus (painted urchin), 4984 nucleotides long. Its product is annotated as hydroxysteroid dehydrogenase-like protein 2. Bases 27 to 1343 code for a protein of 438 amino acids. The transcript has 7 exons. Lineage: Eukaryota; Metazoa; Echinodermata; Echinoidea; Temnopleuroida; Toxopneustidae. The record is from RefSeq and is a predicted model, not a curated record. Gene Ontology annotation, cellular component: mitochondrion.